AUGCUGAUCCAGAUACCACGGGAUCUGGAUAUCCAGACUCUGCAUUUGGACUGGUUUGAGGGCAACCCGAGGCCCUGUUUACACCUGGUAUUAAAAUGCAUCUCCAUCUGCAUCUCAAGCCGUCCUGUGUCUUCAUCCCGUCCCCAGAACGUGGACUUCCAGCCCCCCUGUCCUCUGGAGGUGUUUGAGCUGCUGGUGGUCCCGGAGCAGCCGUACCCUCUGAUCUGCCUGGGCCUCAGCCGGGGGUCCGAACCCACCCAGCCCGUCGGCUUCCAGACCCUCGACCCCAACUCGUCCUGUCCCGAGCUCCGGGAGUCAGAAAACCCUCAAACCUGCGUGAUCCAUGUCACCCAACUGGAGAGAGACGCCAUCCUGGUCUGCCUGGACCGUUGUAUAAAGAUCGUCAAUCUGCAGGGGAAGCUGAAGUCCAGCAAGAAGCUUUCAGCCGAGCUCACCUUCAACUUCCAGAUUGAGUCUGUUGUGUGUUUACAGGACAGCGUUCUGGCCUUCUGGAGACACGGCAUGCAGGGGCGGAGCUUCAAGUCUAAUGAGAUCACUCAGGAGAUCAGCGACAGCAGCAGGAUGUUCCGCCUGUUGGGGUCCGACAGGGUGGUGGUGCUAGAGAGCAGAGCCACAGACCACCCAACUGAGCCCAGCAACCUGUACAUCCUGGCCGGACACGAGAACAGCUACUGACCCCCAGACCAGGACCAGACCAGGACCAGAUCAGGACCAGAUCAGGAUCGGACCAGUCCUGUUCUGAUCCCAUCCUGUUCCGGUGUCAGAGAAUUGGACUGGUUUCCUCUGAAAGUUUCCAGAACCAAAUAUGUUCACUUGCCUUACUGGUACGUUUCUAGUGUCAUCAGUGCCAAUCCAGACUGGAACCCUGACCUUGCUGGUCCAGUACUGGUGCUCUUGUCUUAUUGGUGGACGGAGGGUCCAACAGUGUGCAGACUGAGCUGAGCCACCGCC
Myripristis murdjan (pinecone soldierfish) is the source of this 972-nucleotide messenger RNA. RefSeq names its product mitogen-activated protein kinase kinase kinase kinase 3-like. The transcript has 8 exons. Lineage: Eukaryota; Metazoa; Chordata; Actinopteri; Holocentriformes; Holocentridae. Bases 1 to 696 code for a protein of 231 amino acids. The record is from RefSeq and is a predicted model, not a curated record.